Messenger RNA from Pomacea canaliculata, 2138 nucleotides. RefSeq names its product selenide, water dikinase-like. NCBI's taxonomy places the organism in Eukaryota, Metazoa, Mollusca, Gastropoda, Architaenioglossa, Ampullariidae. The record is from RefSeq and is a predicted model, not a curated record. Gene Ontology annotation, biological process: L-selenocysteine biosynthetic process. Gene Ontology annotation, cellular component: cytoplasm. The transcript is spliced from 8 exons. Gene Ontology annotation, molecular function: selenide, water dikinase activity; ATP binding.
CUUCUCCCUUUCGAUUGGCGAGCGAAAGCUUCAUCCGGGCAUUUAAACACUUGCAAGGGAGGUCGCCAUUUUCAGCGAUUAACUUCGAUAGCUGCAGCAGGCAAACUUCAAAAUGGCAAUGAGACGUCCGUUCGAUCCUGUGGCACACGAGUUGGAUCCCAGUUUCCGACUCACGAAAUUUGCUGACCUAAAGGGAUGAGGGUGCAAAGUCCCUCAAGAAGUUCUGCUCAAACUUCUUGAGGGACUCCAACAGGACAGCAAUGCCCAGGAUGCAGAACCGUCACAUUUCCAAUAUAUGGCGCCUGUUCCGCGUGUCGGCAUUGGAAUGGACAGUUCUAUUACCCCUCUACGUCAUGGCGGCCUCUCUCUUGUCCAAACCACAGACUACUUCUAUCCAUUGGUGGAUGACCCAUACAUGCAGGGCAAGAUUGCUUGUGCAAAUGUGUUGAGCGACCUGUAUGCUAUGGGCGUUACGGACUGCGACAACAUGCUAAUGCUGGUUGCCUGCAGCAACAAAAUGACCGAAAAGGAGAGGGAUAUCAUUAUGCCCAUUAUCAUGCGAGGUUUCAAGGACUGUGCUGAGGAAGCUGGUACAGGUGUGACUGGUGGUCAGACUGUCAUAAAUCCUUGGCUUAUCAUUGGAGGGGUGGGCACUUCAGUGUGCCAGCCAAAUGAGUACAUAAUGCCAGACAAUGCAGUUGUUGGGGAUGUGUUGGUGCUGACUAAACCCCUUGGUACACAGGUGGCAGUAAAUGCAUACCAGUGGCUGGACCAACCAGAGAGGUGGAAUCGUAUCAAGCUGGUUGUGAGUGAGGAUGAUGUUCGCAAGGCAUACCAGCGUGCAAUGUUCUCUAUGGCAAGACUAAACCGCAUAGCUGCACGCCUGAUGCACAAGUACAAUGCCCAUGGUGCUACUGAUGUAACUGGCUUUGGUCUGCUUGGACAUGCUAAUAACCUCGCUCGCAUUCAGAAAAAUGAAGUGGGCUUUGUCAUCCACAACCUCCCCAUCAUUGCCAAGAUGGCUGCCAUAAGCAAGGCAUGCGGCAACAUGUUUGGUCUUCUGCAGGGUCACUCUGCUGAGACUUCAGGUGGACUGCUGAUUGCUUUGCCCAGGGAGCAAGCGGCUGCGUUCUGUAAAGACAUUGAAAAGCAGGAGGGCUACCAAUCCUGGAUCAUUGGCAUUGUAGAGAAGGGCAACCGUUCUGCACGCAUUAUUGACAAGCCACGAGUUAUCGAAGUUCCAGCCAAAGACCGUGACGGGGAACUAUGGUAGCCGAAGUUGAAAAGGGUCUUCUGUGUCUUGCAUAUUGCUUGGGUGGGUAAGGGGUCUGGCCUUUGUCUGAUGGUAGAAGUGAAUUUGCUGGCUUGCAUUUGAGAUCUGUUUUAAGAUUUUCUCUGUAGCAUGAAGAAAAAAGACCAGCAGGAACUCUUUUAAGAUAGGGCUACAUUGAUGCAGAAUGUGGCAAUCUGUGUAGCUUGCAGUAACAGAACAUCUCAUCACAUCCUGUUUAAGCAAAACAUGACUCUGAUGAGCUGUUAUUAACUGCACGUCUCUUGUAGAGAGCAUUUUUGAGGCAGCUUAGAAUUGUCAUUGGUCUUUGUGAAGUAAAACCUGAGCUGCUCCAUCAGUCUAAUGAGGUUGAUUGACACAUUUGAUGGCACACAUCAUUCAUAUUCAUUCCGCAAUGUCUCAGAUGUGUUGACCACAGAGUUCAUGGAUUUCUGCGAAAAAUCAAAAGAAAAAAAAAAUUACCAUUUCCAAAUCAUCAGUCACUGGGACCACCAGUUGUAGAUUGGUGAACUGAUUUUUAUUCUUCCAUAAAUAAGUUGUGGCUACAUUCUAUCCAGCCAGUAGUUGUGUUUCUAUGCAGCAAGUUUGAGCACCUUGCUGCAGCGUGGCACGGCCAACGAGCUGUGUGCGGGACAGCUGCUUUUAGGUUUUGGGCUAAAGGCCCUAGGUUUUCGACAUGAAGCUUGUCCAGGCAUUGACUUCUGACAGCUGGACCAGCAGAAGCGAAGAAAAAUUAGGAGCCAACCUUGAUGGCCUACCUGCUUCUGUCUAGCUUUUUUUUUUUUUACUCAUUUCUCAUCAUGCUGUGGUCAAUACAGUUUUUUAAUUAAAAAUAUAUACAUGGAAA